AUGUCAUUAACUGAAGAACCAAGGAUAGUUUCUAAUCCAAUCGAUUUACAGCCUCUUUCAUUAGUUAAGAAACAGAAUGAAUUAGGCCACUCAUCAGGCUCAAAUAGUACACGUAGACCACCACCAGCUCUUCCUCGCAAGAAAUCAAGUUUACAGCUGAAAAAUGGUAUUCAUAUUCCAAUUCAACCUCAAUCAACUCCAACAAAGGAUCAUAGCUCAAAUGGCAUAGAUGGGAUAUUCAAUAAUAGCAAUAAUAAUUCUAAUAUUCCUACUCCAGUAAAAUCCAAUAAUGUUUCGAAUACACCAGGGAUGGGACCUUCAACGGUUGAUCAAGAGCUAUUAUAUAAGUUGGCAGAAAAGAAGAGGCAAAUAUUUGAAUUAAAGCAAAACUUAUCUAAUGCUGAGAUUGAAUUAAAGGAAAUUGAAAAACAACUUUCUAUUAGCCAAAAUUCAACCUUAGCGGACUUUACAAAUAAACCAUGGUUGCAAAAUGCUCAAAAGACUUUUAAUGAAAUUAAAACUAAAAAAAGUAUAUCAAACUUCUUUAAUAAUAUGAAUUCAAGUACAGAUAAUCUAACCGGUAAUAAUAAUCGUCCGCCUAAAGUUCCACCAAAAAGAACGGAUAUUGUUUCAAAUACCGUUAAUAAUAAUAAUAAGAAUAAUUCUAUUUUCCGUGAAAAUAGUAAUGUCAGUAACAAUAGUAGUAGUAGUAAUGAUAGUGGUAAUAAUACCAGAAGUAUAAAUAAUAACUCCAAUAGAAAUAGUACAUUAGGUAGUUUUAACUUUAAAUCCAUUAUGAAUAAGAUUAAUGAGUAUACUAAGAUGGAUCAAGCCGAUGAAGAGGAUUUUGAUAAAUUGCAAGAUAAAGAUAUCGAUAAACUAUAUAAAAAUCAAAGAUUAGCUAUGGAUUCAGAUGAGGAAGAAGAAGACCUUUUCGGGUCUGAAUCAGAUUUGGAUCCUAAUGACUCAAGCCUUUUAGAAGAUAUGGAUAAUAUUCCAGAAUCUAUUUUCAGAAGAUAG
Messenger RNA from Henningerozyma blattae CBS 6284, 1020 nucleotides. RefSeq names its product Acf4p (gene ACF4). The transcript has a single exon. The record is from RefSeq and is a predicted model, not a curated record. NCBI's taxonomy places the organism in Eukaryota, Fungi, Ascomycota, Saccharomycetes, Saccharomycetales, Saccharomycetaceae. The coding region runs from base 1 to 1020 and encodes 339 amino acids.